CUGUAAAAAGUUUUAAAAAUUAUCGGGUCGGGUUCUUUUCCUACUCGUAUUUAUCAGAACAUGCCAAUUGGCCCUCGAACUCUUCAGAGAAGUUCCAAUUUAUCCUUAAACCCCUUCUCUUUCAUAAAACCCUCAAACCUCCCCAAUGUAGCAUAUACUAUAUAAAACAGCUCAAAUCAUCAACCAAACAGAAAAAUUGAAAGAAACAGCGAGAAAAGAAAAGAAAAAACAAAGGGAGAGAGAAAGAGGAAAGGAAAGGAAAAUGUUCUUCUUCUUCGUGGGAGGGGUAGAGCAACAGGUGCGACAGGUGCUGAAGAGUGGAGCAGGAAGGUGCAUACGCUGUGGGUCACGUGCCGAUCUCGGGGAAUACGAGAAGGUCCUCAAGCUCUUCUUCAUCGCCGUAUGGAAGUGGCGAGGCAAAGAGCCUCUCAUGCGAUGCAACAACUGCAAUCUCUUCUUCCCACCCUCCUUCUCUUUGCCGCCUCCCACAAACUCAUCUCCGCCGCGUACGGCGGUCCCCAAUGUUCUCCGGUGCCAAUUCUAUUCUCGGGAGGUUGAUCCCUACCCUCCUCAAAAUAGGAUAGAAAAGUUGGGACAACGGCAUAAAACACUCCAAAAAGUAAAAAGUGUGCAAAACACACCCUUAUAA
This is a messenger RNA of Cornus florida, 649 nucleotides long. RefSeq lists its product as uncharacterized. The record is from RefSeq and is a predicted model, not a curated record. The transcript has a single exon. The coding region runs from base 263 to 649 and encodes 128 amino acids. Lineage: Eukaryota; Viridiplantae; Streptophyta; Magnoliopsida; Cornales; Cornaceae.